This is a messenger RNA of Clonostachys rhizophaga, 378 nucleotides long. The record is from the annotation of a GenBank genome assembly. NCBI's taxonomy places the organism in Eukaryota, Fungi, Ascomycota, Sordariomycetes, Hypocreales, Bionectriaceae.
AUGGCCCUCAAUCUUCAUCUGCCGUCCUAUUUUUUCCUCCUUGCCCUGCCUCUUGCCUUGGGCGAGGCCUCGCCAGUUGCCAGAAAAUCGAAUAAAAAGAAUCAAUCACAGAGUGUUUCCACUGAUAAGACUGGAAACAUUAUUGCCAUCGUCGGCCUCGCUCUCGUGAUCAUCGUCAUUGGCAUCAACAUCCUCAUUGCCUAUAAGCUUAGACAACACGAGAAUCAGAAGCAGGAGCGGCUCGCAGCUACAGAGAGCAGUGCAACCCUGACCCCUCUGACCCCUCAAACCUCUCGAGUCUGGGAGCCUCCUGCUUGGACACCACCUCAAGCUCCUGGAUCCGUGACGACAAUCACUGCAACAAGGCCCUCGAACUGA